UCGCGCGUUAUCCUCUCGUGUUCUCCGCUCGCGUGGUAUGAUUUCCGUACGCGGCGGGGACGAUCGUUCUCGCGAGGGACGAAUCAACCUCUGUCGUCGUCGUCGUCGUCAUUCACGAGAACACGCUGACUCCUUGCAGCCGCGCGAUGCACACGAUCGCCGACGAUCUCGUUCCGCGGAAUCGAUCGUCGCUCCGGAGAGACGGGAUUAAAAGCGAAGUCGGAAGGGUGUCUCCUGGUUACAUCGCGCGCGAAACGAUUUUCUCUCACUCUCUCUCUCUCUCUCUCUCUCUUGAUUUGGUUCUUCGGUUCUUCGAAAAUCGUCGUGUAGACUGAGACUGAUCGCGAAAUUCUCAGGAAACGAUUUCGCUCCGCGAAAAUAGUCGAGCGAAAAAAAAAAAAAACGCGAUCGUCAGGGCUUUCCGUGUCCUUCCGGAGUUCGCAAUGUGACGAAAAGUGUAUUUCCUCGAUCUGAUCUCCGAAGGACGUUUAUUCCUGACGGCGAGCGAGAAAAUGUUGUCGUUAUUUCUCAUUUUGAGAAAAUCAAUCGCGACUCAUUAGGUCGGCGGCCGGAAAUCAAAGAAUAUCCAAAUUCGCGUUGACAACUUUGAUUUGUGAGAUUCGGGGGGAGGGGGAUUUAAAACAAAGAGCACAAAUUCGCGGAUCGCGCGAAACAGCGAACAUCGCGGAACAAAUCGAUAAGGGACACCGCUACUCCGCGACUUGUGGAUUCGCAGAAACCGUUUCGAAUCGAUUUGUUUGGACAAUUGCUCUCCCGAUGCGGGGCGUGCGAGCAAUGCAGUUUCGAGAUCUAUCGCCGAUAGAUUCCCGCCGGAUCGUCCAGAUGAUUUCACCCGGAUUGAUGUCCGUCUCGUCACGAUGAAGAAUUUCGUCGAGACAUGGCAGCUAUCGAUGGGUGGUGGUGUAGAAGUUCCACUCUGAUAAACGUAACGAGCGAGAACGGAUCGAAGAUCCGAAAACAAUUCUACGAAGUGCGCGCGUGCGACACACGGUCAGGCGGUUGCAAGAUGCGCCAGCGUGUGCCUGCGUUGUUGCUGCUGAUGCUCGUGGUACUGUCGGCGCGGCGAUUGACGACAACAAUCGUGGAAUCGAGAUCGCACAGCGAAGCGGUGCUGAUCCCGGGCGACAUCGUGCUGGGCGGAUUGUUCCCGGUGCACGAGAAAGGCGGCGGCACCGCGUGCGGCCCGAACAUCUAUCAUCGGGGUGUGCAACGCCUCGAGGCGAUGCUGUUCGCCGUCGAUCAGAUCAAUCGGGACAACAAGAUACUGCCGGACAUCACGCUGGGCGUGCACAUUCUGGACACGUGCGGCCGCGACACUUACGCGCUCAAUCAGAGUCUGCACUUUGUGCGCGCGUCCCUCUCUAACAUCGACAUCAGCGUGCUGGAGUGUCGGGACAAGUCGACGCCUCGUGUGAAGAAAACGGCGAACGCCGGUCCCGUGUUCGGGGUGAUCGGCGGAUCGUACAGCUCGGUGUCGCUUCAAGUCGCGAAUCUGCUCCGGCUCUUUCAUAUUCCGCAGAUAUCGCCGGCGUCCACGGCCAAAGCUCUCAGCGACAAAACUAGGUUCGAUUACUUCGCGCGAACUGUACCGCCGGACACCUUUCAGUCAAUUGCGCUGGUAGACGUAGUGAAGAUCGCCAACUGGUCGUACGUCUCCACCGUGUACUCCGAGGGCAGCUACGGCGAGUACGGCAUCGAGGUGUUCACGCGCGAGGCCACCGAGCGUAACGUCUGCAUCGCGGCGGCUGUGAAGGUGCCCAGCGCCGCGGACGACAAAAUAUUCGACGACAUUAUUCAACGUUUGAACAAGAAACCGAACGCGCGUGCGAUCGUCCUGUUCACCCGCGCGGAGGACGCCCGGGGUAUCCUGGAGGCCGCGCGACGCUCGAACCUCAGCCAACCGUUUCAGUGGCUGGCGAGCGACGGCUGGGGCAGGCAGGGCAAGCUGGUGGAAGGUCUAGAGGAAGAGGCCGAGGGCGCCAUCACGGUCGAGCUGCAGUCAGAGAACAUCCCCCAUUUCGACGAGUACAUGGAAUCGCUCACUCCCAAGAACAAUCUGCGGAAUCCGUGGUUCGGGGAGUACUGGGAGGAGGUGUUCGAUUGCACCCUGAAGAGAAACGCGGCGAGCUGGCGAAACAAUUCGAGCAACAAUCACAGCCUCGCCGUUUGCUCGCCCGAGCUGAGACUAACGCCCGCGAGCGGUUACGAGCAGGAAUCCAAGGUUCAAUUCGUCGUUGACGCGGUUUACGCGUUUGCGUUGGCGCUUAAUAAUCUGCACAAAAAUCUCUGCGGUCGCCGCACUGAAGGCAUAUGCCCGUCAAUGGCCAACUACGAUCGCGGCGCAUUCUACAGAAAUUAUCUGCUGAACGUGUCCUUUGUAGACGCCGCCGGCAGCCUGGUGAAGUUCGACGAGCACGGGGACGGUCUCGCGCGAUACGAGAUCCUCAAUUUCCGAAAGGGAACGAACAACAAUGGAGCGAACGGCUAUCACUAUCGGGUGGUGGGCAAAUGGUACAAUUCUCUGGACAUUCGCACGGAAGAGCUGGUGUGGGCGCGAGGAACAAAGGACAUACCGAUUUCCGCGUGCUCGCUGCCCUGCGAGCCAGGUAUGAUAAAGAAGCAACAGGGUGACACUUGUUGCUGGGUGUGCGACCAAUGCGAGGCGUACGAGUACGUCUACGAUGAGUACACCUGCAUGGACUGCGGCCCGGGAGCCUGGCCGCAUCCCGACAAACGGGGAUGCUAUCAGCUACCGGUCAAACAUAUCAGAUGGAACAGCGCUUUCGCUAUCGCACCUGCGAUCAUCUCCUGCCUGGGGAUCGUGGCGACCCUGGCGGUGGCUUGUCUGCUCUUCCAUCACCGCGACACACCGGUGGUAAGGGCCUCCGGUCGGGAACUCACGGCGAUUCUUCUUGCGGGUGUGCUGGUCUGCUACCUGAACACGUUCCUGCUGCUCGCCACGCCGACCACGGUGAUCUGCAUCUUGCAGCGCUUCGGCGUCGGCGUCAGUUUCAGCGCCAUGUACGGCGCGCUGCUCACCAAGACCAACAGGAUCGCCAGAAUCUUCGACUCGGCCUCCAGGUCUAUCGUUCGACCGCGGUACAUCAGUCCCGCGUCGCAGGUCUGCAUCGCGGCCGCCUUAAUUGCCUUUCAAGUUGUACUCACAUUGGUCUGGAUGAUCAUCGAGCCGCCGGGUACCAGGUACUCGUACCCGGCUCGCCAGGAGGUGAUACUCAAGUGCAACAUCCAGGACAUGAGCUUCCUGUUCUCGCAGCUGUACAACGCCCUGCUGAUCCUCAUCUCGACCGUGUACGCGGUGAAGACGCGCAAAAUCCCGGAGAACUUCAACGAGAGCAAGUUUAUCGGCUUCACUAUGUACACCACGUGCAUCAUCUGGCUCGCGUUCGUGCCGAUCUACUUCGGGACCGGGAACGCCCACGAGACGCAGAUCACGACUCUGUGCGUGGCGAUCAGUCUGAGCGCGUCCGUAACCCUGGUCUGUCUGUACUCGCCCAAGGUCUACAUCAUCGUCUUCCAACCGGACAAGAACAUACGACGCAAGGUCUACAUCGGCAGCACGUUCAAGAAGCAGAGCAGCAGCGUCGGCGCGUCGUCCGUAACGAAAUACACGAGCGAAGCGGGGAACGAGACCGUGCCCCUACAAAGCGCUUUGACGGCGGCGGUGAAGACGUCCGUGGGGGUCACCGAGAUCUCGCUGACGCCAACUAGCACCACUAGCAAGACCAACAACGAGCAAGUGGCGCAAUUGUAAACUCGUCGCUGCACGCACACAGACACACAGGCACACACACACACACACACACGUCACGGUACUCUCUCGGGGUCUUCGGUAAUGAAAUUACCGAAGCGAAAAGAGAACUGAUACACAGAGAAUCGCUCUGUAAUAAAUUAAAAGUUUUAAAUUUUAAUUUGUUAUUAAGACAAAGUUAAUAAUUAAAUUAAAAUUUAAAAACUCCUUCAAGAACAAGAAGAGAAAACGCGGCGAGCGCUUUUGACUUGCGUGAUUAUCUUCGUUAUCGUUUGCAGCAUCCAUUGUCAAUUGAAGGGAAAAGAAAAGAAAAGAUAUCGAAUUUAUCGAUCGUUAUAUCGUAAUCGCUGUUGUCGUUAUUGUUACUGUUGUCAUCCGUGUAUAAAUUAUAUAUACACACACACAUAAACACACACGCAUACACAUAUAUAUGUACACGUGUUUACGUACAUACAUUUAUUAAGUGUAUUACCAAAGUGAAACUACUAAUUCUAGUCAAAGCAUCUCAUUCAAUGAGCACGAUUUUCAUUAGGAGUGCGAACGCGCGCGCGAUUCCGCAUCGAUUUCGUUUUAAUUUAUUGAACGUUUAAACAUUUCGUUUCUCCCGUGAGAAAGUUUUACGAUGAGUGAGAGAGAAAGAGAGAGAGAGAGAGAGAGAAAGAGAUAGAGAUCGCACACAAAUGGACAAUAAAUAAAUGUAUUUAAAAGCGAGUGCAAUUUUGUCGGACUCCAAUAUCGAGAAUGUAUUCCUUCGCGAUUUUUCUUUUCAACUCUCUCCUUUUUGUACAGCAACUUUUACAAUUGAUCCAACGUUUCCCUUGAAAUUUUCUAAAAUUUAAUUAGAAGAAGGAACAAUUUAGAAACAAAUUAUUUAUCUUGAAAAAAUACACAUAAACUAAAAGAAAAAAUGUUUCCGCAUACGCAUUCGCUUUCUCGUUUUUUCUUUCCGUAACGAAGAAGUUCUUCAAACGUUUGAUCAAUUCUGCGAGUAUAAUCGCACGAAAAAAAAAAAAAAAAAAAAAAAAAAAAAAAAAAAAAAAAAAAAAAAUAAUUAUUACCGUAUCGGCCGUUUAACUCCUUACCGGAUUGCCGGAGCCAAAGCGACGUACAAAAAACAAAUAUCUUUUCUAUUGUAACGAGCGCAAUGAGAAAGAUAGAUGGUGAAAAUAAAACAAUGAUUGAAUAGCGUGUGUCGGAGAUUUAAUUUGUUUCUCAUGUGCGAUCCAUCAUUUUCCACGGAUUGAUGAAACCGGCGCAAUUUCAAUUUCUUACGAGCUGUGU
Pseudomyrmex gracilis is the source of this 5071-nucleotide messenger RNA. RefSeq names its product metabotropic glutamate receptor (gene mGluR). Bases 899 to 3793 code for a protein of 964 amino acids. Gene Ontology annotation, biological process: G protein-coupled glutamate receptor signaling pathway; regulation of synaptic transmission, glutamatergic. The transcript has 10 exons. NCBI's taxonomy places the organism in Eukaryota, Metazoa, Arthropoda, Insecta, Hymenoptera, Formicidae. Gene Ontology annotation, cellular component: membrane. The record is from RefSeq and is a predicted model, not a curated record. Gene Ontology annotation, molecular function: group II metabotropic glutamate receptor activity.